Messenger RNA from Podospora bellae-mahoneyi, 726 nucleotides. RefSeq names its product ubiquinone biosynthesis monooxygenase Coq7 (gene COQ7). The transcript has a single exon. Gene Ontology annotation, molecular function: 3-demethoxyubiquinol 3-hydroxylase activity. The coding region runs from base 1 to 726 and encodes 241 amino acids. Gene Ontology annotation, biological process: ubiquinone biosynthetic process. The record is from RefSeq and is a predicted model, not a curated record. Gene Ontology annotation, cellular component: mitochondrial inner membrane. Lineage: Eukaryota; Fungi; Ascomycota; Sordariomycetes; Sordariales; Podosporaceae.
AUGGCCUCUCCCAGACGCCUUCUCCGAACAGCCCGCCAACUCACCUCAACCAAAACCCCCUUACUCACCUCCCAAUUCCCCCGCCAUGUCUCAACCACACCCUCCCCACCAUCACCAUCACCAUCACCACCCCUACCACCCAAAAACCUCAAACCCCUGACAGAAUCUCAGCGGGAAAUGCUCUCCUCCUUCCUCCGCGUCAACCAAGCCGGCGAGCUAGCCGCCACCCUCAUCUACACAGCCCAAACGCCCCCCAUCCUCGCCUGCGAGCCCCACCUCCGCCCCCUGAUGAAGCACAUGUACGACCAAGAAGCCGACCACCUCCGCGUCUUCAACUCACUCAUCGCCAAACACCGCGUCCGCCCAACAGCCCUCUACCCCCUCUGGUCCGUCCUCGCGACCGGACUAGGCUGGUCUACCGCCGUCAUGGGCAAAGAAGCCGCCAUGGCCUGCACCGAAGCCGUCGAAACUGAAAUCGGGGGCCAUUACAACACGCAGAUUCGGGAGCUCCUCAAGAUGGUCAGUGAGUGGGAGGCGGAGGGGUAUGAUGUCGGCGAGGAAUUCACCGAGUUGAUCAGCACGCUGAGGAGGAUACGGGACGAGGAACUGGAGCAUUUGGACCAUGCGGUCGAGCAUGACGCGCAAAAGGCGGAGCCGCACUGGCUCCUGACCGGAGUCAUCAGAGCGGGGUGUAGAGGGGCUAUCUGGGUUAGUGAACGGGUGUAA